Molecule: messenger RNA, 2235 nt
Organism: Pecten maximus
Lineage: Eukaryota; Metazoa; Mollusca; Bivalvia; Pectinida; Pectinidae
Exons: 7
Coding region: 72-2126 (684 amino acids)
Source: RefSeq, a predicted model, not a curated record
UUCAAUCUGUUUUGUAUUUACAUGAAUCUUUGUAUUAACUUAUAUUAAAUUUAUUUUUCCAUAUAGGUACGAUGGGCCUGUAUCGUCACACGUAUUCCGCCUGCUAUGGAAUCACCACAGAAAAUUUCAUUAAGGCGUCCUGCCCUGGCGAUGAGAAAAUUGUGAUGGAUGCAGUCUAUGCCUACGCGAAACCUUUGUCAUCAGGUUGCCCCUCAACUAUGAUAAGUUCAGUGAAUGCUUCUUGCUGUCAGCACGAGGAAGGCGAUUGUGGAUUCGAAUACGAUGGGUUCAACAAGAACACAUACUACGAAAAUUGCCAUGGCCUAAAUGCGUGUUAUUGGACGCCCGUUGCCUGGGCAAACGCGCCCUGUAACGCAUCUGUGUAUCCUCCUCGGACAAACUAUAUGGAGGUUUCCUUCUACUGUAUAUCAGAAAAUGAAGUGAAAGACGUCAGUGAGGACGGAAGUGUCAACACCACGACUGCCAUACUGUUGAAUCCUGGGUAUGUUUCUGGAAACAACACUGGCUCAUUGCCAGCAAAUUCCUCGUUCAGAUGUUCCAUUUCAGCAUCGUGUGCCACAACCCUCAAAAUACGGGCCCUAAGUUUAAAUUUCACAAAAGAAGGAGGAAUUUGUGGACAAUCACUGACCAUAUCAGACGGGACAAACACUCAGGUUUUAUCGUGUGGGUCUAACACCAACUUUCUUCCCACCGACCUUCAAGUCGCAAACAACACCCAUUACCUUGAAAUACAAGUCAACAACACUCUGAGUACGGACUCGGGCUAUUUUCUGCUCCAAAUAGGAGACGGCAAUAGCAAUGAUCCUGUGACGUUAGGGUGUGGGGCAUCUGUGGGGGAAGGAAGAGUAGCUGCUGAAGAUCUUCCAGAGUGUUCCAAUGAAACAGCAUCCACUGACAACAGCACUAUCGCGACAACUUUAUCUGUGCCUACAACAGACUCAUCAGGAAUAAAUUCCAAUCGUACGAUGGGCCAGAAUCAUCACACGUAUUCCGCCUGCUAUGGAACCACCACAGAUAGUUUCAUUAAAGCUUCCUGCCCCGGUGAUGAGAAAAUCGUGAUGGAUAAAAUUUAUGCCUACGCGAAACCUUUGUCAUCAGGUUGCCCCCAAACUAUGACAAGUUCAUCGAAUACAUCGGCAUCUUGCUGUCAGCACGAGGAUGGUGAUUGUGGAUUCGAGUAUGAAGGGUCCAACAAGAACACAUACUACCAAAAUUGUCAUGCGCUUACAGCAUGUUAUUGGACGCCCGUUGCCUGGGCAAACACACCCUGUAACACCUCUGUAUAUCCUCCUCGGACAAACUAUAUGGAGGUUUCCUUCUUUUGUAUAUCAGAAAAUGAAGUGAAAGACGUCAGUGAGGACGGAAGUGUCAACACCACGACUGCCAUACUGUUGAAUCCUGGGUAUGUUUCUGGAAACGACACUGGCUCAUUGCCAGCAAAUUCCUCGUUCAAAUGUUCCAUUUCAGCAUCGUGUGCCGCAACUCUCAAAAUACGGACCUUAAGUUUAAAUUUCACAAAAGAAGGAGGAAUUUGUGGACAAUCUCUCACCAUAUCAGACGGGACAAACACACAAGUGCUAUCGUGUGAUAAUAAUACCAACUUCCUUCCCACUGACCUUCAAGUCACAAACAACACCUAUUACCUCGAAAUACAAGUGAACAACACUCUGGGUACAGACGCUGGGUAUUUUCUUCUCCAAAUAGGAGACGGCAAUAGCAAUGAUCCUGUGACGUUAGGGUGUGGGGCAUCUGUGGGGGGAGGAAGAGUAGCUGCUAAAGAUCUUCCAGAGUGUUCAAAUGAAACUGCAUCCACUGACAACAGCACUAUCACGACAACUGUAUCUGUGCCUACAACAGACUCAUCAGGAAUAAAUUCCAAUCGUACGAUGGGCAAGAAUCGUCACACGUAUUCCGCCUGCUAUGGAACCACCACAGAUAGUUUCAUUAAGGCUUCCUGCCCCGGUGAUGAGAAAAUUGUGAUGGAUAAAAUAUAUGCCUACGCGAAACCUUUGUCAUCAGGUUGCCCCCAAACUAUGACAAGUUCAUCGAAUACAUCGGCAUCUUGCUGUCAGCACGAUGAAUGGCGAUUGUGGAUUCGAGUAUGAAGGGUCCAACAAGAACACAUACUACCAAAAUUGUCAUGCGCUUACAGCAUGUUAUUGGACGCCAGUUUCCUGGGCAAACACACCCUGCAACACCUCUGUAUAUCCUCCU